Molecule: messenger RNA, 2394 nt
Organism: Oryza brachyantha (malo sina)
Lineage: Eukaryota; Viridiplantae; Streptophyta; Magnoliopsida; Poales; Poaceae
Exons: 11
Coding region: 1-2394 (797 amino acids)
Cellular component (GO): plasma membrane
Molecular function (GO): protein phosphatase regulator activity; protein phosphatase 1 binding
Source: RefSeq, a predicted model, not a curated record
AUGAGUCUGGACCAGACAAGUUCUUCUGGACACAACAGGGGGCCCUCAGGAGCACAGAAUGGUUCUCAUGUAGAACAGUUGCCUUCUCAAGAACAAAAAGUACCUAUGACUAUUACGGCUGUAGGAAAUGCAAUUGAUUACAAGAUUGUGGCGAAACCAAAAGAGGAGCUGAAAUCACCAUCCUUGGUGAAGCGCCAUCUCUUCCUGAAGAGACCUGAUCCUACUAUACUAGACGAAUUAUACAGAUUGACUACAGAUAUGAACCAUUCUGAGACGUCCAUCUGGGCAUCAAGCAAGGAGCCGUUCCCCAUCCGUUUAAGCCAUGCAACUAUCAAGAAAUCAGUUGAACAAGGAAAAAUGAUGGAUGGGACUUGCCUCGACAUAGCUAUUAGAAAUAUGGCAAGAGAGGAUGCCGAAAAUUUUAUGAACACAAAAUGUCUAGGCUGGAGGCAUUAUGUUGAUUCGAAUUGGAUGCAAUCGACCAAUGUUACCAUGAGGAUUGCGUAUUGCCGUGAAGCUACUCUGUAUGAUCCUUCAGGAUCACAUCUGGUACUGAUUCCUGUACCAGAAGCUGGCGAAUGGACACUGUAUGCUUUCGACAUGUGCGAGAAGAAGCUCAGCAUUCUGGACUCUCGACGAGAUACCAGCGAAGGCGGUGAUGAGGAUCCUGCGAGGCGCCAUGAGGAAACCCGGAAAGCUGUGUGCGCUGCUCUUGACAAAACCAUGGAUGUUGACUUCAGUUUUCUCUCUUGGGACUACGAGUUUCCCAAAGUGCCUAGGCAACAGAACAGCUGCGACUCUGGAUUCUUUGUAUUCAAUUUUAUGCGUUUGUGGGAUUCUUUGGAUUCUUUGUAUUCAAUUUUAUUCUUUGAAACAAUGGAGUUGCGAAAGAACUUUCUGGCAUACAUACUCUCCAACACGAAUGAGCAUCAUCCAGACAUACCUGCUAAUGUUUCUGAGUUGAUAAAAAGGCUCCCUGGGGACACGACGAUGGAUCUUGAGCUAUUGAAGGCUGCAAACGCAGGCAACAUAGAUGCAUUUUGCAAACUCAUAGAUCCAGAACGAAGCGCACAAGCGAGCAUAGAUCAUGCGUCAAUCAAUAUCAACCAUCAGCCGGCGUUCUGUUCGUGCCUCUGCUACUGUUUUCAUUUCAAGUGUACAUCCUCACGCCGUUCUGACGAACAAGCUAAUCAAAUAAUGCAGAGCUUAGCGAAAUCAACAUCUAGUACUGACAUAGCCAACACUUGUCCUCUCAUAUGGCAAGUGACGGCUGAUGGCAGCGGUGUGCUCCACAUCGCCGCAAGCUUUGGUGAUGUGAAACCUGUGGAAGCCAUCCUGACACCGCAACAGAACAGAGGCAUCGCAGCGGCGCUUCUUCGAGCCAAGAACAACAGAGGAGAUAGGCCGCUGCACCAAGCAGCUAGCACGGGGAGUAGAGAGACCACCGAGCGAAUCGUGGAGAAAGCUAAGGAAAUCAUGGGGGAAUCCGAUGCAAACUUCGUGUGGUUUCUGCGUGCGAGAAACCUCGACGGCCAGACGUGCUUGCAUGAGGCUGUGAGGCUCGGCCACAAGGAUGUUGUGGAGUAUUUGGCUCAGGAAGAUGCGCGUUUAGGAGUAGAGAGACCAUCAAGAGAAGUCGCUCAGCCACUGGUGCAGAGUGUGGACAACGAGGGCAUAUCUCCGCUCUACUUAGCCACCACUCUACUAAAAGAGGAGAUUAUCAAUGCACUUCUUCUAGAAAGUGUGGCUUCAAUGAUUUCACCAUCCUAUUCUGGGCCAGCAGGAAAAACAGCCUUACAUGCUGCUGUUCCCUUGAGCAAAGAACUGAGUAGCAUACUGGUGAAUUGGAAACCUAGUCUGAUAAGGAUACCAGAUGAAUCUGGGAGCACCCCACUUCACUAUUUGGCCGACGGGAAGUACACAGAUAAGCCCAGCUGCAUUUCCAUUACUGAACUUCUCCUUAGCAAGGACCCAUCGUCAGGCUACUGUGAAGAUUCAAAGGGAUCGUUGCCCAUUCACGUUGCUGCUGCAUAUAAUACGGUUGGCGUCAUCGAUCAGUUCGUGAAAAUGUGUCCUGGCUGUGAGUUAUCAUGCAAUGCCUCUGGCCAGACAAUCCUCCAUGUUGCUGUUCAAAGGGGAAGUUAUGAUAUAGUGGGACUCGUUUGUUCAGAAGUCAGGUUUAAAAUGAUCCUGAAUACGAAGGAUAACGAUGGAAAUACUGCACUUCAUUUGGCUGUACAGAAGGGAUGUCACAAGACGUUUGGUUUCUUGAUAGGAAACAGGGAUGUCUCUACAAGCAUCAGAAACAAAAAUGGGUAUACGCCUCUUGAUCAUGCUGUGCUGAACAAAACAAGCAGAUGGACGUAUGCCACUUAUUGGCCAUUUGGAGAUUAG